This is a messenger RNA of Phyllopteryx taeniolatus (common seadragon), 5187 nucleotides long. RefSeq names its product phosphatidylinositol-3,4,5-trisphosphate-dependent Rac exchange factor 2 (gene prex2). Gene Ontology annotation, molecular function: guanyl-nucleotide exchange factor activity; protein binding. Lineage: Eukaryota; Metazoa; Chordata; Actinopteri; Syngnathiformes; Syngnathidae. The record is from RefSeq and is a predicted model, not a curated record. The transcript has 41 exons. The coding region runs from base 248 to 5086 and encodes 1612 amino acids. Gene Ontology annotation, biological process: intracellular signal transduction.
CUCGUCCUAAAAAAGCUGUGUGGAAGUCACAUGGGCUCACUUUAAACCGGCUUGCAUCCUUCUUCCACCUUUCGCCUUUGCCUUCUCCAGCGUUUCAUCCCUUGUUUUACUUUUUUUUUUUUAAGCACAGGAAGUUGUUGCAAAGGCUGCAUUGAAACAGCUCUAGUCUUGCUUAAACUAUGCCUGAGAAAGUGUAAUUCCCCCCCCCCCCCUCCUGUUUGGCCUUUUUAUUUGAUCUCUUGACACUAUGACCGAGGAGAGCAGGAGCGAGCACAGAUUUGAGAGCGGCAAGGAUUUGGACAAGCAGCUCCGUUUGCGGGUGUGCGUCCUCAACGAGCUCUUAAAAACAGAACGGGAUUAUGUGGGCACACUGGAGUUCCUGUCGGUGUUCCUGCACCGACUGGACCAGUACGCCGCCACCAAAAUGGACAAAAACAUCACGGAAGAAACGGUGAAGGUGUUGUUCUGCAACAUCGUGGACAUCCUGGCGGUGCACAAAGACUUCCUCUCCAUGGUGGAGGAGCUGCUGCAGCCCGACCCGCACGCUCACCACGAAGUCGGGCGCUGCUUCUUGCACUUUAGACGGCGCUUCCAGAUUUACGACGAGUACUGCGGGAAUCACGAGAAGGCUCAGCGGCUGCUGCUGGAGCUCAACAAGAUCCGCAGCGUCCGCACAUGCUUGCUGAACUGCAUGUUGCUGGGAGGCCGUAAAAACACUGAAGUCCCACUGGAGGGGUACCUAGUGGCCCCCAUUCAGAGGAUCUGCAAGUACCCGCUGCUGCUCCGAGAGCUGCUUAAGAGGACGCCUAAGAAGCACUCCGACUACGCGCUGGUGCAGGAGUCGCUGCAGAUGAUGAAGGCCGUGUGCUCCGGCAUCAACGAAGCCAAGCGGCAGAUGGAGAAGCUGGAGGUUCUGGAAGAGUGGCAGUCGCACAUCGAGGGCUGGGAGGGUUCCAACAUUACCGACACGUGCACGGAGAUGCUCAUGCACGGCGUCCUGCUGAAGAUCUCCGCCGGGAACGUGCAGGAGAGGAUCUUCUUCCUGUUUGACAAGCUCCUGGUCUACUGCAAAAAGAAAAACAGACGUUUGAAAAACAGCAAAGCAACCACGGAGGCUCCUCGCUACAUGUUCAGAGGCAGAAUCAACACCGAAGUGAUGGAAGUGGAAAAUGUGGACGACGGCACGGCUGACUACCACAGCUCGGGCAACAUCGUCAACAACGGCUGGAAGAUCCACAACACGGCCAAGAACAAGUGGUUCGUGUGUAUGGCCAAGACGGCCGAGGAGAAGCACGGGUGGCUGGAGGCCAUCAUGAAGGAGCGCGAACGCCGCAAGAGUCUGACGCUGGGCAUGGAGCAGGACACGUGGUUGAUGGUUUCUGAGAAGGGUGAGAAGCUCUACCAGCUCAUGAGCAAAGGACACCUCAUUAAGGACCGCAAACGCAAGCUCAGCACGUUCCCAAAGUGCUUCCUGGGAAGUGAGUUUGUAUCCUGGCUGAUGGAAAUUGGCGAGACGGGCAACCCGGAGGAGGGCGUCCACCUCGGUCAGGCCCUGCUGGAAAAUGGCCUCAUCCACCACGUCACCGACAAGCACCAGUUCAAACCCGAGCCCGUCUUGUACCGCUUCCGUUACGACGACGGCACCUACCACCCGAGGAGCGACACGCACGACGUCAUAUCCAAGGGUGUUCGCCUCUUCUGUCGGCUUCACAGCCUCUUCACUCCUGUCGUCAGGGACAAGGAUUACCAUUUGAGGACGUACAAAUCGGUGGUGAUGGCCAACAAGCUUAUAGACUGGCUAAUAGCGCAGGGCGACUGCAGAACAAGAGAGGAGGCGCUGAUUUUGGGAGUAGAGCUGUGUGACAAUGGAUUCAUGCAUCACGUGCUGGAGAAGAGCGAAUUCAAGGACGAGCCGUUGCUCUUCCGCUUCUUUGCCGACGAGGAGAUGGAGGGCUCCAACACCAAACACAAACCGCUAAAGCAUGACCUGAAAAUAGUGGAGAACGUAAUCUCCAAGUGUCUCCUGAUAAGACCCAGCGAGGGAGGUUAUGGAUUCACCCUGGAGGAGAGGAACAGGCUACCCAUCAUCAAGUCGGUGGAGAAGGGCUCCCCUGCUGAGAUGGCCGGCCUGGAGGCGGGAAAGAAGCUGUUCGCCAUCAACGGAGACCUGGUGUUCCUCAGACCUUUCUCGGAGGUGGAGGUUCUCCUCAGGCAGUGUUUCGACAGCAAAGGGCCGCUCCGGGUCCUGGUCAGCACCAAACCCAGAGAGACUGUGAAGAUUCCCGACUCGGUGGAUGGUUUGGGCUUCCAAAUCCGCGGCUUCGGCCCCUCCGUGGUGCACGCCGUUGGAAGAGGCACGGUGGCGGCCAUGGCCGGACUGCACCCGGGCCAGUGCAUCAUCAAGGUGAACGGCAUCAACGUGAGCAAGGAGAGCCACGCCAGCGUCAUCGCUCACGUGACGGCGUGCCGGAAGUACAGGCGACCCUCGCAGCAAGAUACAAUCAAGUGGGUGUACAACAACAGUGAAAGCGCCCACGAGGACAACCAGAGGAGCAAUCACAAGGCCACCCCGGAGGAGAACGUCGACGGCUUUGAGUGCAAAGUUGAAGAGGUGAUGGACAAGUUUAACACCAUCGCCAUCAUCGACGGCAAGAAGGACCACGUGAGCCUCACGGUGGACAACGUGCACCUGGAGUACGGCGUGGUGUACGACUACGACAGCACGGCCGGCAUCAAGUGUCACGUCCUGGAGAAGAUGAUGGAGCCCAAAGGCUUCUUCAGCCUCACUUCCAAGAUCCUGGAGGCUCUGGCGCGUAAUGACGACACUCUGGUGCAGACGUGCGCGAGGUUGACAGCCGGCUGUGACGUCAUGCCGGAGGAGCUGCAGGUGCGCUUCAACGCCAUGUGCGCGGAGAAGGUUGAGCACAUCAACCGGCGCAUCACCAACUACAGGAAGUUUGCCCGGGUGCUGAAGAACAGGGCCUGGCCCACGUUCAAGCAGGCCAAGGGCAAGGUGUCACCCUUGCACAGCAGCGACUUUUGCCCCACCAACUGUCACGUCAACACCAUGGAAGUGUCCUACCCGAAGACCACCACCUCCUUGGGCAGCUCCUUCGGGGUGCAGCUGGACAACCGAAAGAACACGCCGGAGAAAGGCGGACGGUGCGCCGCCGAGCAGGGUAAGCUGAGCCCCAUGGUCCACAUCCAGCACACCAUCACCUCCAUGGCGGCCCCCUCCGGACACAGCCUGGGCCGCACGGAGGGCCACGGCUUACGCUUCCUGCUGCGGGAGGAAGACCUGCUCACCCUGGACGCGUACCACAAGCUCCUGGACAAGCUGGAAACCGUCGUCAAGGAGAUGCAGACGCACGGCGGACAUAUUCACGACCUGUUAUCAUCCAUCACGUACCCGUCGGCGUCCGAGGCCAAGAGCCCGGAGGUUUUCGUAUCUGCCGAGAGCGAUGGCGACAAGGGCGAGCGCAACGGGAAGAAAGUGUGUUUUAACGUGGCAGGGGACGAGCAAGAAGACUCAGGCCAUGACACCAUCAGCAACAGGGACUCGUACAGUGAUUGUAACAGUAACAGGAACUCCAUCGCCUCCUUCACCAGCAUCUGCAGCAGCCAUUGCAGCUCAUACGUCCACAGUGACGAGAUGGACUCAGGGGACGAGAUGGCGUCCAGCGUGUGGCUAUCCCACGAAAAGGAAAAGAAGCUUCACAGCUUCCUGGAGCACCUUUUCAGCCAGGUGGACUCCAUCAGCAGCAUGCUGCGGGGUGCAGUGGUGGCCCGGGCCUUCGAGCAGACCAAGUGCUUCAUGCCGGGGAGAGGCUUCCAAGAAUUUCAGCAAGAGUUGGAGCCCAAGAUGAACUACGCCAAGAGGUUGCGUCUCCACGUCAAGCAGGAUCCGUGGAACCUCCCCGGGAGUGUCCAGGCACUCACGCAAACCAUCGCAAAAUUUGUCGAAGAGGUGAAAACGAGGCUGCUCUUGGUCCUGCUCCAGUAUACAGACUCUGAGAUCCAGUUGCGUCGAGAUAUGGUCUUCUGUCAGUCGCUGGUGGCGGCCGUGUGCGCCUUUUCUGAGCACCUGCUGGCUGUUCUCAAUCAGUUCCACUGUGCGGGCAAGGAGGCGGAGCCAGAGCAGGACCCCCAGGACUUGCAGGAGGCUCAGGAAGCCAGCAGGCGAUGGCUGGAGCAGAUCGCAAGUGCGGGGCUGCUCUUCCACUUCCAAUCGCUUCUCUCGCCCAACCUGACGGACGAGCAGGCCAUGCUGGAGGACACUCAGGUGGCGCUGGUGGACCUGGAGAAAGUCACCUUCUACUUCCAGCACUUUGAAGGGGAACCCCGAGUGGCCAACAUGCCCGUGUGGUACCACGUGGAGGGCACAAGGCAGCACCUGAAGGUUUUCCUCCAGCUGGAGAGUUUUUACUUCUCUCAGCUGCCGGCCCGGCUGAGAGGCGGUGGCGGCGUCAAAAUCUACACCGUGCUCUUCACGCAAGCGCUGGAGAGCAUGGAGGGCUACUACUACAGAGAUAACGUGUCUGUGGAGGAGUACCAGGCCCACAUCAACGCCGCCUCGCUGGACAAAGUUAAGCAGUACUACAAAAGGCUAAGGGCCUUUUACAUGGAUCAGUCCAACAUGCCGCCCAGCUCUGCACCCAAAGCUGCCCUCAUAGAUAAGCUGAUGCGUCCCCUGAACGCGGUGGACGAGCUCUAUCGCCUGCUGGAGAGCUUCAUCCGCUGCCGCCGCACGGCCGCCUGCCAGUACACCGCCUGCGGGGCGUCCGGGGUGGGCCUGCUGACGGUGGCCUCGGAGCUAUGCUCGCGGCUGGGGGCCGCCCACGUGGUCAUGUGCAACAGCGGCGUUCACCGGUGCACCCUAAGCUUGACGCUGGAGCAGGCCAUCCUGUUAGCCCGCAACCACGGCCUGCCCCCUCGCUGCAUCAUGCAGGCCACGGACGUCAUGAGGAAACAGGGUGCCAGAGUUCAGAACUCUGCCAAGAAUCUGGGGGUGCGGGAUCGGACGCCAUCUUCCGUGCCAAGGUUGUACAAGCUGUGCCAGCCUCCGCCCCCUGAUGGCGAGCCAUAAUGCAUUGCAAGCGGGGAGUAUGAAGAAGUGCCCAUCUACCCAAUUCACUUAUUUUUACGCUUAUAUGUCCAGUGUCAUGUAAAUAGAAUUUUUAAAAAGCA